Molecule: messenger RNA, 1409 nt
Organism: Cylicocyclus nassatus
Lineage: Eukaryota; Metazoa; Nematoda; Chromadorea; Rhabditida; Strongylidae
Source: the annotation of a GenBank genome assembly
GUAAAGGAAAUUGCAGUGUCUGCUAUUCAAUGCAAAUGCCAUUAGAUACCGAAAAAAUGCAUGGGCCAACAUUUGGUUUCUUGUCAGAUGCACAUUUAAAAGAAAGGGAGUCGCUGAUACGCAAGGUUGCAGCAUGUUCUCCAUCACAGCUCAGUGCAUUGGUUAUAGGUCCCUCUGUUUAUGAAGUUUUCUUGGAUCUUCCUGAAUGUAAAAGUCUCGUUACUUCCAUGGUAUAUGUGAAACAAAAGCAGCUCAAAUUUUCUUCUGCAGCUGCACUACGAUGGACAUACAAUGAAAUCAGAAAACAAAAGGACGAUAAAGAUCAGUUCAUAAAUAAACAAGUUAUGCGGUCAUUUCUUACGCGAUUCCCUCUAACUAUAUUAAACAACUCAGUAUUCAAGCCUUUAUUGCUUGUCGCCAAAGGUUUUUUGCUGAGCAAGCUUUACGAGUUCAAGAAUGGAAGAGCACUGUAUAACAGCGUACCAAGGUUGCGUUCGGAGGAGCACCUCCCUGCCGUGGUAAAUGCUCUUGGACCGAUGGAGCAGUUGACCGCGAGCUAUCCGCACUUAGCUCGGAUGAAGGAAGAAAUGGUUUGCAAUAUUAUGGACUUCGUAUUGAAAUACUGCCUGGAUUGGAUUUGUGAAGUGUCUACGCUAGAGUGCGAUAGCAAGGGAAAGAUUUCUUACCGUCUUCGUCCACUUACUCUUGUUCAAUACCAACAAAAAGGGAAAGAAGUUCUAGGCAAAAAUCUCACCAAGAAAAGGAAACGGAAACAUUUAGCUACUCCUGACGAAGUUGAGGCAGAUAUGAAGUGCAAGACUGAUGACGGUAUCUGGGAAACGCAGACCAGCACUAACUCGUCAACAAGAAGCCUCUCCUAUCAGGAUAUGAAAAAAGAGUCGGCAGCAGAGGCCGCUAAGAUCGAGGUUAUUGAGUUGAAAGACGAGGAUGAGUCAGUGAAUCCCUCGACUACGAAGGUAUCCGUCGCUGUCACUGCAUCAACAGAGCAACCCAAAGAAACUGUGCAGUCAAGGCAGGCACCAUCUCAGCCAUGUCUUCUCAACGAUACAGCUCAUUCUUUAUACACUCCUGCUUAUUCUGUGAUUUACGACGAUUGGUCAGACAUGUUGGCUAUGGCUCUUACCGAUCCAAAUUUAGCACCACAUUAUAAGACGAUGAUUCACUGCUUAGUAGCUAGCAACAGAGACAUGAAGAACAUAAUAGUCAUGAUGAAGUCUGGUCAAUCCUAAUACUAAAAAUAUGGUUCAUCGCGUUUUCUAACUUUCACUCUCCAUUUUUUGAACGGGUAUGUUCUAUAUCUCAUUUUUUCAAGCCUUUGUUGAACUACUGAUUGUUGGAUUCCCUUGCUUGUUUUUGUUUUGGUCAUAAAACUGUUGGAUUCUUGUAAA